Gongylonema pulchrum is the source of this 258-nucleotide messenger RNA. The record is from the annotation of a GenBank genome assembly. NCBI's taxonomy places the organism in Eukaryota, Metazoa, Nematoda, Chromadorea, Rhabditida, Gongylonematidae.
AUGUUCGAGAAUAUGCAGUUUACAAAUAGAUGUAAAAAUGAGCUGAAAAGCAAAAAUUGGAUUUGUUUCGGAUCGACCACCUUCAUCAAUAUCAGCAAGGAUAAAGCAGUAAAAAUGAUCGAAGAUGACAUAAAAGGGACAGAAGAAAGAAUUGAAUCAGCAAGAGAGGAGCUCAAAAAUAGGGUGGAUGAAUUGAGGAAGAUGGAGCACGCAAAGGAUCUCGAAGAACUUGGCUUCAAGUUGCAAUCAAUCGUCUAA